Cordyceps militaris CM01 is the source of this 2262-nucleotide messenger RNA. Its product is annotated as ATP-dependent DNA helicase recQ. Gene Ontology annotation, cellular component: chromosome; cytoplasm; nucleus. Gene Ontology annotation, biological process: double-strand break repair via homologous recombination. The coding region runs from base 1 to 2262 and encodes 753 amino acids. The transcript has 3 exons. Gene Ontology annotation, molecular function: nucleic acid binding; four-way junction helicase activity; ATP binding. NCBI's taxonomy places the organism in Eukaryota, Fungi, Ascomycota, Sordariomycetes, Hypocreales, Cordycipitaceae. The record is from RefSeq and is a predicted model, not a curated record.
AUGAGUGACUUUGAAUCUGGGGACGACCUCUUUGAUGGCAUCGAUGCUGAUGAGCUGCUGUCUUCCCAGCAAAUCCCCCCGGCAGUCAAGCGAAAACGAGCCUCAGAGAGCAGCCAGGUUGACUUGCCGAAGAGGCAGCGCAGUCUCGGUCAUGAUCAGCCAGACGAUUGGGAGGAUGAAACACUCGAUGACAUCCCCGACCAUAUCUUAAAUGGAACAAAUCUCGCUGACGCAGCAUUGCGGAUGAAUGUUGCCCAGAAACUACUCACCGAGACCUUCGGGUACAAAGCAUUUCGUCAUGAACAAGCAGGGGCAAUCCAAAGGCUCCUCGCCGGCGACAACACUUUGACCGUGUUCCCCACUGGUGCCGGAAAGUCCCUUUGCUACCAGAUACCAGCCAUUGCUUUCGAGCAACUUGACUUGAAGAGCGGCUCAAAAGCACCCGGCGAGCACGGCGUCAGCAUUGUCGUCUCGCCACUUAUUGCGUUGAUGAAGGAUCAAGUCGACGCGUUGAGACGGCGAAACCUGCCGGCUGACUGCAUUGACUCGACCAAAACGUGGGAGCAGCUGCAGGAGAUAUACGCGGGUCUGCGGCAAGGCAAACUUCGUCUCCUCUACUGUGCCCCGGAGCGACUCAAUAACGAAGGCUUUGUUGAGACGAUGCGCCAUGUUCGGGGUGGCGUCCGCCUUCUAGCGGUGGACGAGGCACACUGCGUCUCAGAAUGGGGCCAUUCUUUUCGUCCCGAGUAUCUCAAAGUUGCCCGCUUUGCCAAGGAGAUCAACGCAGAGCGGGUAGUCUGCCUCACGGCCACUGCAACGCCAAAGGUCAUCAAGGAUAUCUGCGACACCUUUGCGAUCCAACCAGAAGGCGUGUUUCGCACUACCCUCUAUCGCCCGAACCUCAACCUCCAUGUCAAGGCGGCAAAAACAAAACAGGACAAGUAUCCUCUCAUAUUUCAGUUUCUCAACGCUCACCCGGGGCCGACGCUUGUCUACGUCACCCUCCAGCAGCAAGCGUUAUCGAUGGCGGCUGACCUGCGCAAGGAGGGCUAUGAUGCGGAAGCGUUCCAUGCUGGCUUGAAUGUAGAGGUGAAGACGAAAAUCCAGGACAGGUUCUUGGCCAACAAAGUGCGAAUUGUCGUCGCCACCAUUGCAUUCGGCAUGGGUAUUGACAAACCAGACAUCCGCAACAUUAUUCACUUUGACCUUUCGUCCACAGUGGAAGAGUACUGUCAGCAGAUUGGGCGCGCUGGGCGUGACGGGAAAACCAGCAACUGCAUGUACUACAUUUGUCCCGAUGACUGGUAUAUUCGCGAAAACUUUGCACGGGGCGACCUCCCAUCACCCCAGUCCCUAAAAGCAUUCUUGACCGACAUCUUUAGGCAAGAAAACGUGUCUAUACCCCUGGGCGGCAAUUUCAAGACAAGUCACUAUGUUCAGUCUCGUGAAUUUGACAUUCGCACAAACACGCUGGCAACGGUAUACGCAGCACUGGAGCUGCAAUUCGGGCUGAUACGCGCCAUCACGCCGGAAUACAGCGAAUACAAGUUUGUACCAACAAAUGUGUAUUUCGGACGCAUGAGCAACGAGAAGGCCCCAGAAAGCCAGGCGAUAUAUGCUGGCGCAGUGAAGAAGCAAAAGUUUCACUAUGUCGACGUCAACAGCAUCGUCUCUAAAACAGGGAUCCGCCGGGCGGACAUUGUCCGCAAGCUGACCGACCUCAACGACAGCGGCGUCAUUGAGCUCAAAGCGGGUGGCCUGGAGCAGAAAUACCGUAUUCUGCAGCGGCUGCCUUCUUCCAGCAAGGAGAUUGAUGAGCUGGUCGACCGCCUGCACGCAGAUCUCUCGCGGCGCGAGGAAGACGCGCUGCGUCGCACGGCGCAGGUCGAGGCGCUCGUCACAGGCGACCAGUGUCUCGCGCUGGCCUUGGCGCAGCACUUUGGCAUGGGCCUGCCCGACGGCAAGGCCAAGUGCGGUCACUGCACGCACUGCCUGACCGGGCGGCGGACCGUCAUGCCGCCCAGGCCGAAGAAGACGACGGACAUGGCGGGUAUCGCCAAGAUCCUCGCCGCGUGCGAUGUGCGCGACGAUCCGAGAUUUCUGGCGCGCAUCGCUUUUGGCAUCAAGAGCCCACGCGUGACUAAGCUCAAGAUGGAUAAGCAAGCGGUGUUUAUGUCAUUAGCUGAUCAUGAUUUCAAGGGCGAAAGCGGCAAAGAAGUGACGAAUUCGGCAUCACUUCCAUCACACAUCUUGUCUAGCUAG